Messenger RNA from Cetraspora pellucida, 579 nucleotides. The record is from the annotation of a GenBank genome assembly. NCBI's taxonomy places the organism in Eukaryota, Fungi, Glomeromycota, Glomeromycetes, Diversisporales, Gigasporaceae.
AUGAGCAGCUUGAUAUCCAAGAGACCAAAACUUCUUAACACUAGAGCCAAAAAAAAGAACUUUGACUUGUCAUCAGAACAAGAAAAAACUCCUAUCAUAGAAGCAGAAACAGCAAACACGCCAUAUUUACCAAAUAGUAAACCAAGUAAAAACAACAACCAAGGUAAUGAAAACUGGGCCAGUAACAUAGAACAAGAAGAAAACCAGUUGGUAAAGGCAAACAAAAAGCUACUUCUUCUACAAACAAAAACAACAAGUCCAAAAAACCCAUAUAUCUCAGAUAUGGUCACAGAACAAGAUGGACCAAACACUAAUGUACCAAAUCCUAAUCACUCAAAAGAAAACGACUCAAUCAAUACUAUAAAUGAUCAGGAUGUAACUUUUGAGGAAAACACAACCAGUAUCUCUAUUUCAAAAGAUGGUUCAUCUUUAAUAGAAGUGAAUCACAAGAACACAAAUAAUGAAACACCUGCUACAAACCAUGACCAGGACAUAACAAUGGAACUAUUGGACUGUAACAAAGAAAACAAAACUAAAGAGAAAGAAUUUACUUUGGUCACUUCAAAAAAGAAUAACUGA